Branchiostoma floridae (Florida lancelet) is the source of this 2281-nucleotide messenger RNA. RefSeq names its product medium-chain acyl-CoA ligase ACSF2, mitochondrial-like. NCBI's taxonomy places the organism in Eukaryota, Metazoa, Chordata, Leptocardii, Amphioxiformes, Branchiostomatidae. The coding region runs from base 590 to 2158 and encodes 522 amino acids. The record is from RefSeq and is a predicted model, not a curated record. The transcript is spliced from 16 exons. Gene Ontology annotation, molecular function: medium-chain fatty acid-CoA ligase activity. Gene Ontology annotation, biological process: fatty acid metabolic process.
AAGGUCGACGACUUGACCAAAGUUCAAUCCCUUCGGCACAUUUGUACAUAGCAGCUUAAUAUGAAAACUUGCCUGUCUGGGAAGAUGUUGAUGAAUAUUCUGCAUAAAAGCGUGAGAGUCACCAAUCUCCGAAGACUUAAAACUUCACUGGUUUCUUCUCGACAGCUAUCCAAGUCUCUACAAGACUCUAUUUCUACAAGACAAAGGUGGGGCAUUUCGUAUUCAGUUAGUAUUCAUAAACACGAAGAAUUCUAUCAGCUCCAGGUUUGGGAAUGCGCGGUUUGGUUGAGAAGCAUUUUGUCUCAUUUGCUGCUUCUAGUUGCUGAUUGGCUGAGCAUCUAAUUGAUUUACACUUAGCCAGCGGGCCACCUGGACGAGCCAGGUGCAUGGGGUCACGACAAUUUAAAAUGGUGGCCGCUACCGCAGAGCGACUACCGCAACCUGUCAUGACGGUCUAUAUGGAGUGGACACUUCAGAAGCUGUCCACCUGACCCACAGCUACCGCCAUGGUCUGGGCGCCGCCCCGCUCCAGGGUGUCACCAUUGGGCAGAAACUCCAGCAGACCGUACAGAAGUUCCCCAAUCGGGAGAUGUUCGUCUUCAAGAGGGGAAACGUUCGCCGGACGUUCCAACAGUUUUUUGAAGAGUGUGAUCAGUUGGCAGCAGGGCUGGUGGCCUUGGGGCUCAAAAGAGGGGACAGGGUUGGGAUGUGGGGGCCGAACACACUGGAGUGGGUAUUGACGCAGUUCGCAACAGCCAGGGCUGGCUUGAUCAUGGUGAGCAUAAAUCCAGCAUACCAGGUCAACGAGCUGGUCCAUGCGCUGAAAAAGGUUGGAUGCCGUGCCAUCAUCUCAGCCUCUACCUUUAAGACUCAAGAUUAUUAUAAGAUGCUUCACCAAGCGCUCCCUGAACUGGACAGAUGCAAGGCUGGGCAGCUGAAAGCGAAAGGUUUGCCAAUGCUUGAAACAAUCAUCAUGCUUGGCGAGGAAAAAUUUCCGGGAACUUUCUCGUUCCCGGAAGUCCAAGAAAUGGGUGACCACGCCCACAGGAGGACUGUCCUGGAAAUGCAGGACAAGCUGCAGUUUGAUGAUCCAAUCAACAUCCAGUUUACAUCCGGAACCACGGGAAGACCAAAGGGUGCGACUUUAACUCAUCACAACAUCGUGAACAACCAAUGGUUCGUCGGACGUCGGCUGGGAUAUCAUGAAAUGCACCACAGACUUUGCAUGGCAGUACCGCUGUAUCACUGUUUCGGCAUGGUGUUGGCCUCCAUGGCAGCAGCUGUCUUUGGUACAACGAUUGUCUCUCCUUCACCCAGCUUCGAGCCAGAACCAACUUUACAGGCCAUACAAGAAGAGAGAUGCACAUCCAUAUAUGGCACCCCGACUAUGUUUAUCGACAUGCUUCAUCAUCCGAACUUUGACAAGUACAGGUUGACAAGUCUAAACACCGGAUUAAUCGGAGGGUCAUACUGUCCCGCAGAACUCAUGAAACAAGUGGUGUCCCAAAUGCACUGCCCUGAGAUCUGUAUUCCUUACGGCACCACUGAGAACGGCCCCCUCACUUUCUUGGGGCACAAGUGUGACAAUCUGGAGAGGAAAUGCAACACCAUAGGACAACCUUUACCUCACGUAGAGGUAAAAAUCGUGAACAUCAAUGGAGAGAUAACGCCUGUGAAUGUGCCCGGCGAACUGUGGACACGAGGUCAUGGGACCAUGCACGGUUAUUGGGGCGACCGUGACAAAACUACUGAAGUCAUUGGGCCUGACAGGUGGUACAGAACCGGAGACGUAGCUGUGUUGGACGAGCAGGGCUACGGGCGGAUUGUGGGGAGAAUUAAGGACAUCAGGGGAGGAGAGAACAUAUACCCCAGGGAGAUAGAGGAGUUUCUGCACACACAUCCCAAGGUGAAGGAUGUACAGGUGAUUGGAGUACCAGACGAGAGGAUGGGGGAGGAAGUUUGUGCUUGGAUCAAACUGAAGGAGGGAGAAAAUAUGGUCGAGAAUGAUGUCAAAACAUUCUGCAAAGGACAGAUUUCACAUUUUAAGAUCCCUCGCUACAUCAGAUUUGUAGAAGAAUUCCCACUGACAGUAACCGGAAAGGUGCAGAAGUACAAGAUGCGGGAACAGAUGGUCAAGGAGCUUGGUCUGCAGAGAUAAAGAUUUGAAAACAACAUCUGCAUUUUCAAAAGCAACAAAACCCGCUGGUGACACUACUGUCCAUAGUUUUCCCUGAUAUUGUUGUAUAAAGAGUUUUGGAAAGAACGUUGAGGCCAAAUAGGA